This is a messenger RNA of Trichoderma reesei QM6a, 1182 nucleotides long. RefSeq lists its product as uncharacterized. Gene Ontology annotation, molecular function: sulfite transmembrane transporter activity. The transcript is spliced from 4 exons. Gene Ontology annotation, cellular component: plasma membrane. Gene Ontology annotation, biological process: sulfite transmembrane transport; transmembrane transport. Lineage: Eukaryota; Fungi; Ascomycota; Sordariomycetes; Hypocreales; Hypocreaceae. The record is from RefSeq and is a predicted model, not a curated record. The annotation marks the transcript as partial.
AAUGCUCCGAAUUCUUGUCCGUCAAGAAAGCCCUGCAAAAACAAUCGCGGCUGGCGGAAAAUCGUCCGCAACUUUACACCAUCAUGGUUCGCCAUAAACAUGGGCACGGGCAUCGUCUCCAUCCUGCUCUUCAACCUCCCCUGGAACGGCUACUGGCUGCACGUCAUCUCGUACAUCUUCUUCGCCCUCAACGUCCUCCUCUUCGUCAUCUUCUGCAUCAUCUCCUUCUUGAGAUACACGCUGUACCCUGAGAUCUGGCCCGCCAUGAUUUCGCAUCCGGCCCAAUCCCUGUUCCUGGGUUGCUUCCCCAUGGGCUUUGCAACAAUCAUCAACAUGAUGAUCUUCGCCUGCUCCCACUGGGGCCCCGGCCUCAUCUACCUCGCCUGGGCAUUCUGGUGGCUCGACGCAAUCAUCUCCAUGGCGACCUGCAUCUCCAUGCCCUUCAUCGUCAUGCACCGCCACCGCCCAGGCCUCGACAAGACCACCGCCACCCUCCUCCUCCCCAUCGUCCCGGCCGUCGUCGCCGCCGCAACAGGCGGCAUCGUCGCCGACGCCCUGCCCUCGCCCGGCCACGCCUACGCCACCCUCGUCGUCUCCUACGCCCUCUGGGGCAUCGGCCAGGCCCUCUCCGGCUGCGUCCUCGCCCUCUACUUCCACCGCCUCACCAUCCACUCCCUGCCCCCGCGCGACGUCAUCGUCUCCGUCUUCCUCCCCAUCGGUCCCCUCGGCCAGGGCGGCUUCGGCAUCCAGCAGCUCGGCAAGGUCGCCCUCAAGGUCGUGCCCCAGACGGCCAUGUUUCGCGUCUCCGGCGUCGAUGCCGCCCGUGGAGCAGAGUUCCUCUACUUCCUCGGCGUCUUCUUCGGCAUCGUCAUGUGGGGGUUCGCGCUGGCCUGGGUCUGCUUCGCGCUCAUCAGCUUGAGAACCACGCGCUCGUUCCCCUUCAACAUGGGCUGGUGGGGGUUCACGUUCCCGCUGGGCGUGUGGGCGACGUGUUCGAAUGCGCUGUGGCAGAAUCUGAGCAGCGAGUUUUUCAAAUAUGUGACAACGAUCAUCAGUCUCUCGGUCGUCCUUCUCUGGAUCCUCGUCAGCCUGAGGACAGUUCAGCUCAUCAUUACGGGCGAAAUGUUCUUCGCCCCGUGCCUCAAGGAUCUUCGCGAGAAAGAGGAAGCAUCCGGCAGCGAA